Pimephales promelas (fathead minnow) is the source of this 1495-nucleotide messenger RNA. RefSeq names its product coiled-coil domain containing 74A (gene ccdc74a). The record is from RefSeq and is a predicted model, not a curated record. NCBI's taxonomy places the organism in Eukaryota, Metazoa, Chordata, Actinopteri, Cypriniformes, Leuciscidae.
UAUUUUCCAGCCGUAUUGGAGGAAGUAGUGCUGUUACCAUAGCAGCCACUUCAAGAUUAAACGUUCCAUUCCGAGAGGAGUGCACCGUUUUUGAAACAUGUAUCAGCAGGAGUAUUUGAUAAAAAAAACAACAACAUAAGUUAUGAUGCAACGUGACGGUUAAACGUUAUCCGCUUGAUUAGACGCAUGUGACGUAAAUAUCGUUGUGGGAAUCAAACUUGUUUCAGUGAAAUGGAUACGCGAGUCGACUCGCUGCGGAGGAAUAUUGACCUCUUACAGAAGCAGCACAGGGAAACUCUGGAGAACUUACAUGGUGAAAUAGAUAUUUUAAAACGGCAAAAUAAAGAUUUGCAGCAUAAGCUGAUAAUGGCUCCUCCAAAGUCAAGCAAAGGAUCCAGCCGUAUCCAGAGGCGUAACACAGAAAGCAACAAAUUCCAGAGAGACGGAAAUAACUAUCUGGAGCAAACUUUGGAGGACACCCACUCAUUACAAAGCACAGAGAUCAGCAGUUCUUUAAACAAUAGAGAAACUAGAUCAAAUUCUUCAGAGACCCUCGCCACAGACAGAAUCGAAGGGCCUUCAGAAGCCAGAGCAGGAUUCAUCACUUCUCUUCAGCCUCUAAUGAUCCAGUAUAGUCCAUUUCAGGCCCCUAGACCUCCCACCCUACAGGAAUGUGAGGUCAUCAUACGCCAACUGUACAGCGCUAAUAGCCUGCAGUCCCAGGAGGUCCUACGUGUGAAGGCUGUUCUCAAAGACAUUGUUUUCAACAAGAAAAUCACUGCUGAGAAUUACAUUUUGACCAAAGCUUUGCUUGCAGAUGGUAAAAGAGCUGAAGAUUCAGAGACAUUUCCUCAGAUUUCUUUCCAAACCCUGCCUAGAGGACUACCCAUGUCUCAGCCUAGUAAAGCAGAGAAAGUGAUCCUCCCUGCCCUCAAACAGACCCUCAACAACAACAUAGCAGACAGGCAGAGGAGAACUCUGGCUGUGCAGAGACGUCGUCUACAGAAGACUAUGCGCUGAAGGACCAGUCAUGUGAUUUUCUAACAACAUGUAUUUGAGUUCUGUGCCACUCAUUUACAAUUGAAAUAGCAGUUUAAAUGUCUUUAUUGAUCAAGCAAUGCACAAACAGUUAAGGCUUUAGUGUAUUGAAAUAAAGAAAAGAGACGAUUAUUCAUGUAGAUAAAAAGACAAAGAAAGUAUUAAUAUAUUGCCAUCAUUCCAUUGAGGUGCAAGGAUUAUACUGGGCUGCUAGUACUGAUGGGAAAACUUCUAAGCAGCUGAAAGGCAAGCCUGUCUCACGCUUUGAGCCCAUGUGUUCAGCAGUGCCGUCACCGAGUGCUUGUCAGGAAGCUGAAGGAGUUUAGAGGUCAUGUUCUUAUGCACAGUCUGCAAGAAGGGGUUGGCCUCUGAAAAUGGAGAGGAAGGUAAGCACGUGUUCAAUUCAUACGUUUCACCGCCUAUGUUUUUCCAUUUAAACUGGUUGCUUAAAGGGUUA